AUGGCAAAACUUUCUCUACUAUAUCUUUUAUCUACACUCGUGGCCUAUGCUGCCGCUGAUGACGAAGUUCUUCGGCACCCAAAGCAAUCAUGUGCCCAUCUCAAGGCGCCAUGCAUCCCUGGUGCCGAAAUCAUAUCGAUUAAUGGGACAGAAUUAUGGAAUUAUACUGUCCCCGCCGUCCCAGGGCUUCUCCCAAGCCCAGUUUCCGAUCUGGAUAUAUGUGCCGUCGACGUGGUUCUUACUCAUCCAGGCGCACAUGACAAAGUCCUCGUCAAAGUCUGGAUGCCCCUAGAGGGUUGGAAUGGGAGAUUUCAAGCCAACGGGGGAGUCGGCUACGCAGCCGGCGAACUGGAUCUUACCCUAGGCCCUACCAUUAAGCAGGGAUACUCCUCCGCAUCUACUGAUGCUGGUGUAGGCUUCAACCCAUCGUCGCCUGAGGCCUGGGCCUUACGACCAGACGGUUCCGUGAACCGAGAUGCACUCGUCAAUUUCUCCUAUCGUUCAGUCCAUGAUAUGGCGUUGGUCGGCAAGGAGAUUACGGAGCAAUUCUAUGGCCAGAGGCCCAAAUACUCAUAUUGGAACGGAUGUUCAACAGGCGGACGACAGGCAAUGGUUGCAGCGCAGCGAUACCCAGAUCUCUUUGAUGGGAUACUAGCAGGUGCUCCUGCAAUCUACUGGACAACAUAUGUAAUUGCAGAGCAAUGGCCGCAGGUGGUUAUGAACAUGGAGAAGUCGUUUCCUUCGCCUUGCGAGCUAAAGGCAUUUACCGACGCCGCUAUUGGUGAAUGCGACGGAUUGGACGGCGUCAUCGACGGCGUCCUCAGUGAUCCAGAUGGUUGCCACUUUAACCCAUACGCACUGGUUGGACGAAAGAUUUCCUGCGAUGGGGUGAAUGUGACUAUCACAAAAGCAACCGCCAGGGUUGUUCAGAAAGUACUCCAAGGCCCCUUUGGACCAGAUGGAGAGUCAAGGUGGUAUGGUCUGAAUCCUGGUGCUGCGUUAGACAGCCUUACGAACACCAAUAUAACCCAUGGGAAACGAAGCGGCCUUCCCUUUUUCGUUAACGAUGCUUGGAUUAGAUACUGGAUCGCGAAAGACCCCAACUAUGAUCUAAGCAAAAUCGACUAUUCCACACUAGAUCGGCUAUUUGCCCAGUCAGACAAAGAAUAUGACGCCAUCAUCGGGACUGAUAACCCUGACCUUUCCGGAUUUCAGAAGUCGGGCGGGAAAUUGCUAAUGUGGCACGGCCUUUCCGAUCAGCUCAUCUUUCCCAAAGGAACGGUCGAAUACCGGAAUAGAGUUGAGCGACUGAUGGGUGGCUCUGAAAAUGUGAAUGAGUUCUUUCGGCUUUUUCUUGCUCCUGGCGUGGACCAUUGCGCAGGCACUCCGUCGCUCGGGGCGGUGCCCACGGAUCCGCUUGCGGCGCUGGUAAACUGGGUGGAAAACAAGAGGGCGCCUCUCAGUUUGGCCGCGAAGAUAGCGGGAUCUCAAGGUGGCGCUCGCAUUAUCUGUCCUUAUCCCCAGAUUGCCCAGUACAUCGGAGGAGACACAAAAUCCGCCAAUAGUUUCAAGUGCAUCUGA
Molecule: messenger RNA, 1581 nt
Organism: Trichoderma gamsii
Lineage: Eukaryota; Fungi; Ascomycota; Sordariomycetes; Hypocreales; Hypocreaceae
Exons: 1
Coding region: 1-1581 (526 amino acids)
Source: RefSeq, a predicted model, not a curated record